CUUCAUCCAACACACACACACGCACGCAAAGAAGUCGCCGAGCCGUUGGCUGUCGGUGUGUCUCUCGAAGGAUACAUACAUAGGUUAUCCAUCCCAUCUAUCGUGAGUGAGUGAGUCUCACAUCUCCAUCAACGCAAAAAUAGCAAACAGACCCCUCACUCACGGCACAUACCCGACUGCAACUCAUCGCAUCCAUGUCCUAUCCUGCAGGCGCACGUACUACCACGCCAUCAGAAUGCCCUAUGUCUUGGACUUUGUCUUGUGUGUCCCACGAUGGAUGUUAGUCGCCUCUGUGAUGCCUCCUGUCCGGCCGCUCUGAAGGACGACUCUCCUGGCUUCUCACUGUGCUCAGCCGCGAGGCCAAGGCACGGAGCUCCGCUUGCGCCUCACGAUGCUCGUCGGCAGCUGAGACACACAACAUACACACACACACACACACACACAAAGACUCAUCUGACUUCUUCGGGCUGUUCGUGUCUCUGUUGCUUACCGGCCAUGUCAGCCGUCUUUGCCUCCAGCAGCUGGUAUAUGCGGCGAAGGAGAGCAUCGCCAGCCGCGUUGAAGGUGGAGGCCGAGUACAUGCAGCUCUGCGAUAUGAUGUAAAAGCCCGGCGAGGGAAUCAGAUAAGCGCCGCUGCCAUCUGGAGAGGGAAACACAGAGACACACAUGUAACCCGCCAGUGUCAUGACACUGUGUGCCAGUCGUGUCUUGCCUUGAGGAUGAUCCCAGGCGGCUCUUUGUCGAUUGCCAUCAUUGAACAGAACACGCAGAUUCUGACAGGGCAGACCACACGAUGACCGACACAAGGUGCCGACUGUGUUCUGCAUCUUCUGACCUCGUGCCAGGCCAUCGAGACGUGAAAGAGGUCUCCCCCGCCCUCUGGAACGCCCUCACACCUCACACCGGGGGAAAGAGUCCACUUCUCCUCCCUCACUCCGCUGUCGGAAAUCUCGUCUGCUCGUCGAUAGUGGCAGCGGGGAUACAUCCAGCUGGUCGUGUACAGGAUGUGGGCCCUCUUCGCUGUUUUUGCCUCCUUGUCGAGCAGCGACAGAAUGUCUGAAGGAGACAGGGAGGAUUUUGCAGCCGACUGUUUUUUUCAUUUUUGGUCGUUUCUCACCGAGACAGGCCUCACGAGCGAUCAUAUCCUCGCACCAGAGUGUGUGGACAACGCCUUCAUUCAACAGAUGGACGCCCUCCUGCUCGAUGGAAUAGUAGCCCCCUGACGCGCCAAACAGACCGAGACACAGAGACUGAUGUUCUCUUCUUUGCUUGAUGGCUGGAUGAGUGGCGCUGGCCUUACGUCUUCCGUCAGUGCCGACGGGCGCAUCCAACACUUUCUCCCUGCCACCCUCGGUGAUGCCCAUCACGAAGCACAUUGACUGAAAGAGAAGGCAGGCAGCCCGACAACAAUUCGUGCCCGGCUGUCGGCCUUGAUGUGUCUCGGCUCACCUUCUGCUCGAUGUGAGCAUACCACAGCUCAUUCGUUAGCUGGAGACACUCCUUGCUGUCCAGACGAUGCUUUGACGGAUCCGAUCCUAUAAAGCCGACGACAUACUCACACUUCAGUUGUAUCUGCUCGCUAUUGCCGCUGCUGCUGCUGUUGUUGCUGCUGCUAGCGCUGCUGGCGCUGCUGCUGCUAUUGCCGCUGCUGCUGGCGCUGCUGGCGCUGUUGCCGCUAUUGACGCUGCUGCUGGCGCUGCUGGCGCUGCUGGCGCUGCUGGUGCUGCUGCCGCUGUAGCUUGACUUGAGUUUGUAGUAGAGGUGCAGCCCCGGCUGAUGGAGGUCUCUUGUAUCGUGAUCCUGCAACAUCACGACAACUGACACAAACGUGUCUUUUCCUUCGUACUGUAUUUCUAACCUGAUGCCACGGGGCGGCCGAGUCGAACGUCGCUUGCUGUGCUUCCGCUUGCUGUGCUUCGGCAGUUCUCGAUGCGGUGGGCUGGUCGGGUGAGUUGACCGGCCGGAGACGGAUGAGCUGAUUGGGCUUGACCAGGGAACGUAUCCGGGCCCAUAUGUCCUCCGGGGAGAUGUCGGACAGCCUUCUGACAGCCUUCCGCAACUCCUUGAUCUUCACGAGAAGUGGUUCGAUCUUCGCACUUGACGUCGCUCUCGCCACGCUGAACAGCAAGAGUCGAGUCUAUCAGGUGCAUUUUUCGUGGCUUUUCUGUUACACUCACGUGUCGGUUGCCCUGGCCGUUGAGUGUGAAGGCGAGCUGGGUGGUGGGGAGCUGGGCGGCAGGCUCGGUCGCUCGGUCGCCCUGGUCCUGCAGCCAGCCACAUCAACAAGCAGAGAGACCCCAUGACACGAUUCUCACCCAUACCCUUGAAUUGGCUUACGUGUCGCUGGCCAUCGGUGAGACCGCUGCGCUGGGCCUUGCGAAGGGGCCAGCUACAACAACCACACGACAAGACAGACACAGAUGAUCAAUCACUUUAUCGCAUUUGUGCCGCACCUGAGGCCUCUCUCAACGCGGCGCUCAGGCCAGGAACAACAAACUGGAGAAGGUCCUGCCGAUAAUGACGAAGAGACUCCGGCCGCAGGAGUUCUCCGUCAACCAGCAAGUACAGGCCUGCGCCUCGGAGAAUGUAGUUGCCACCUGCAGACAUACGCAAAACACACCACAGUGACAAGCAGAGAAGGAUAUCCAGGCCGUGUGGUUCUUCCUUCACCUCCUGGAGCGUGAUCCCAAGAGCCGCUCCCGUUAUUUAGGACGAACUCGAGACCCUGAGUAUUGAUUGGCAAACAUGUUUGCACAUUUCACCCACGAAAGACGAGUCACUGCGUGGAUCCCUGUGCGGUGUGCAGCUUACGCUAUGGAAUGGCAUUUGCGCAUGCCAUACACAGCGGUCGUCGGAAAACGUAUUGCACACGAUGCCUGGAGGGUCUGUCCAGCGGCCGUCGGCGGGCUUUUGGAAGUGGAUGCGGGGCGACGUCCAGCCGGUGAAGUAGAGAAGGUGCGCCUCUGCUACGCCGCGCGCCGCCUUGUCGAGGAUACACAGCCGGUCUGACGAACAAACAGCUUGUGAAAAACCGUGUGUCUCUCAUCGAUCAGCUUCUUACCGACAUAAUCCACAUUACACCUCAGGACGUCCAGGCGUCCGUCUUGGAGAAGACACACGCCUUCCGCUGGGGCGCUGUAAUUGGGUUCUGAGAGUAGCACAGCAGAGGCGCAAGCAAUUUGGAUGACGGCGUCUGUCGUUCUGAAGCGCUCACUUCCUGUGAGUGACGGAGGAUUGUCCCACUCAGUGUGACUUGCGUCACACAUGACAAAGUCGGCGGCCUGCAUGCACCAAGGCAUCCUCUUACAUUGACUUUCCUGCCUUUGCCUCCCACGCCCCUGCUUACCUGGUGCUGAAUGUGCAGAUACCACAGCCCUCCCUCAAGCGACACGCACUCACGGUCAGCCCACUCGGCCGACCCCUGCCGGCUGUAGUGGCAUACUGGGCAGUGCCAGCCCGACCGGUACAGCUGAGAAGAUCAACACACAGCACACAACAGACACAAGGUCAGACGUCUUAGUGCCUGUCAGAAGCUGUCUCCCCAUCUCUGCCCGUGAGGGUACUGACGAUGUGGAUGCCGGGCCUCCUGAUAUCCACCUGGACGCACAGAACACAGCACGUGGGAGUCGUGUCGCCGUACCCCCAUGCAUCCCAAUAGUCACCUCGUUACGGCUGAUGUUGACGCCUUGCCACACGUCGUGUGGCAGCAGGGAGCCGAGCUGCGCCAACUUGAGGGCGGUGGGGCUUUCCAGAGAGAGCUUGGUCCGGUCGAUGAGGUCCUUGAAACUCGUCAUCGGGGAAGGGAGAAUCAUUCAA
This is a messenger RNA of Vitrella brassicaformis, 3816 nucleotides long. NCBI's taxonomy places the organism in Eukaryota, Vitrellaceae. The record is from the annotation of a GenBank genome assembly.